This is a messenger RNA of Drosophila kikkawai, 1016 nucleotides long. It is a transcript of the gene ac, whose product is annotated as achaete. NCBI's taxonomy places the organism in Eukaryota, Metazoa, Arthropoda, Insecta, Diptera, Drosophilidae. The record is from RefSeq and is a predicted model, not a curated record. Gene Ontology annotation, molecular function: RNA polymerase II transcription regulatory region sequence-specific DNA binding; DNA-binding transcription factor activity, RNA polymerase II-specific; protein dimerization activity. Gene Ontology annotation, biological process: developmental process; regulation of transcription by RNA polymerase II.
UCUCGAGCAGAACUCACCAGCCAAACUCAAGCUCUCUAAUAUCUCCGAAGCAGCAAUCUACAACAUGGCUCUGGGCAGCGAGAACCAUCAGUCCCUCUACUACGAGGACUCCUCUUCAUCCUCUGGCUCGACCUCUCCCAUCUGCGGUCCCUCGGUUGUCCGACGGAAUGCCCGCGAACGGAACCGUGUCAAGCAGGUCAACAAUGGGUUCAGCCAGCUCCGCCAGCACAUACCCGUGGCGGUGAUUGCCGAUCUGAGCAACGGACGGCGUGGCAUUGGCCCCGGUGCCAAUAAGAAGCUCAGCAAAGUUAGCACCCUGAAGAUGGCCGUGGAGUACAUUCGCCGGCUGCAGAAGCUCAUCGAUGAGAACGACAGUAGUCAGCAGCAGCAGCAGCAGUUGCAGCAGCAGCAGCAGCAACAACAACAGCUGCAGCAGCAGCAGCAUCUACAAUUCCAGCAGCAACGGCUGCAGCAACUCGAGCAGCAUCAGCAGCACUUUUACGCGUGGCAGCAGCAACUGCAGCUCAGCUCGCCCUCGGGCAGCGUGAGCUCCUGCAGCAGCAGUCUGAGCAGCAGCAGCAGCAACUACUUCCCAGGCGCAGCAGCAGCAGCGGCAGCACCACCGGCCACCACAUCCUCCUCCGCCUCGAACAUUGUUGCCAAGCUGGAGACCAGCUAUGAAGACUACCGCAACAACUCGUGCAGCUCUGGGGCCGAGGAUGAGGACAUACUCGACUACAUUUCCCUCUGGCAGGAUGAUCUGUAGGGAGUCAUCCCCCCAUCCUGCAACCGCUAGUCGCACACACACACACACACCCAACCAUUGAUUGUAUUACCUCAUCUGCCAAGUAUUUAUAUUCCCCAAAAACCAACACUUUUUUUUUGCCUGUACAAAUUAGCACUUAAGGUUUUUAUGUAGUUUAUAGGACCGUUCCUAAGAUUUAGCUGUGUAAUGGAAGACAAUGUAUGCUUAAGAAUAUCUUUUUUUUUUUUUUUUUAAUAUAAAUAAAAAAACA